Durotheca rogersii is the source of this 2367-nucleotide messenger RNA. Its product is annotated as fungal-specific transcription factor domain-containing protein. NCBI's taxonomy places the organism in Eukaryota, Fungi, Ascomycota, Sordariomycetes, Xylariales, Xylariaceae. Gene Ontology annotation, molecular function: zinc ion binding; RNA polymerase II cis-regulatory region sequence-specific DNA binding; DNA-binding transcription factor activity, RNA polymerase II-specific. Gene Ontology annotation, cellular component: nucleus. The record is from RefSeq and is a predicted model, not a curated record. Gene Ontology annotation, biological process: positive regulation of transcription from RNA polymerase II promoter by galactose; DNA-templated transcription. The transcript has 2 exons. The coding region runs from base 1 to 2367 and encodes 788 amino acids.
AUGUUCACUACCUUUCCAGGCCCCUCUCCCACCGGAUCAUCCGGCAUGGCAUCAGGAGAAUCUACCGCGGGCUCCGUUCCUCCCGGCGUCCCGCUUCCGCCGCGGCCCCGGCAGAAACGGAGUCAAGUGACGCGCGCCUGCGAUUGGUGUCGCGUGCACAGAAUCAAGUGCGACAACAACCACCCGUGCCUCAACUGCCAGAAUCGGGGAGGCCAGUGCAGCAAUGAUCGCGCGAGCGAGGUCCGCACGUUGCCGCACGCGUUCCGUGAGAUAGAACGCCUGCGGCAGCGGAACCAAGAGCUGGAGAAGGAGCUUCGGGACGAGCGGGAUCGCGCCAAGAACCAAGCCGCAGUUGAGGCUGUGGUGCAAAACUCGCAGCUUCUGACACCCCCCAGCGUGGCAUUCCUGUCGCCUCCCGCCAGUGCGCCUCCGCUCGGCCCUGCGGCAGACGGCGGGGGAGGCGUCGGCGUCGCGAGCAAGAAGUACUGGGAGGGCAUCUACACCAGCACGGCUCGAUCCCCUGCCAAGACUUGGUACGGACCCGCGUCUCUGCUCUACUUCCUCAGCCGUCUCAACACCUUCCUCACCUCGACCCUACACCAGCAUCUACCCGAGGGGUACAUGCAGCCCAGCUCGGCCAGCAGAUUACUCGACGGGCCCAACGCCCCCGAGGACGGGCUAGCAGGCGAGCCGAACCGGGCCCAGCCCGGUGACCCGAUCAUGGCCAAGGAGUGUCUGACCCCUACGCAAGAAGAGUAUUUUCUCGAGUUUUAUUGGCAGUCAUACCAUACCUCCCUCCUCAUUCUCAGCGAGGACGAGUUUAAACAGCACUACAAAUCGCUAUGGGUGGGAGACAAAGAGAACCGCAAGCCGUCGCCGCUGGUAGACAUCCUCCUCGCGCUAUGCAUGCAGUACGGCAUGGCCCGGGGCCGGGGAAACAGUCAUCAGGCACCGUGGAAUGCCGAUGUCGACGCUAACGACGCCACUCUCGCCGGCCGGUGGCACUAUUGCCGGUGCCAGACCCUGUUAGCGAGCGAGUUAGAGAGUCCCACCCUGUCCACCGUCCAAUGCAGCAUACUAUCGGUGAUUUGGCUGUGCUGCGCUUCGUUUCAGAAUAUGGCCGACAGCACCUUGGCCCUCACCGCUAGGACGGCGCAGAUGCUCGGCCUCCAUCUGCCGCCGCCGGAGGAUAUGCCACGACAGGAGAAGGAGAUGCGGAUGCGGCUGUGGUGGUCUCUUUUUGUUCUCGAGACCAAGACGAGCAUGAAGCUCGGCCGGCCGUUCCUGCUCCAACGAUCGCAGGUAACCUGCGGCCUGCCCGGGGACGGGCACGAAGCUGCCACGCUCUCGGGGUCCAAUUUCGCUCCGCUGGGCGAUAGUACGACUUGGCUGAGUUGGAACCUGCACAACACGAAGCUCGUCCUCGCCGCCCGUACGGUCUAUGCCACAUUUUACGACAAGUAUCCGGAUCUCUUUGGCGAUGGCGAUUCCCAAACUAUAUACGAGGCACCGCUGGCCAUGGAGGCGUACGCUGAUUUCCUCACGACGCAGAUGAAGACCGUGGAGAACUGGGCGAAAGACGUGCCCGAAUCGUUAAAAACACGGCGCAAGGAUCACGGCGUACCCUUUUCAACGGACCUCUCGGCGCUGGACAUCGAGCAGUUCGCCCCUUUCUGGGUGCAGCGCCAACGCUUGCUCCUCGAGCUGCUGUACCACAACCUGUGUACGAACCUGUACCGGCCGUUCAUCUGCUUCCGACCCGAAGCGUCCUCGCCGGAAUCGCUGCCCUCCGCCGCGGAAUCUUGUGCGUACAAAUGCGUCAGCCACGCCACGGCUUUCACGCGCAUCAUGCGCCAGGUCAUGUCGACGACGGAUAUACUCGCGGGAUGGCACGAAGCCUUCCAGUGGCAGUGGAACUGCGCCAUGACCCUCGUCGGGUUUGUGCUCGCGUACCCGCGGUGCGAUCUGGCGCCAGCCGUGCGAGAUGCCAUUAACGCGUCCAUCGAGGUCUUAGGGAUCUUCGGCAAUAGCUUCGGGAUCGCCGCGAGCGCCGCGAGCCUGGUCCGGGGGCUCAACGUUACGGCCGACCACGUCGUAUCGCAGGCGGGGGACAGGACGCAGCUCGUCGACGAGGCGCCGAAGGUCGAGGCUGGGAACGACUCCUCGUCGUCCAUGGCGGUGAUGACAGAGGGCGACCAGACCGGGAUGCCGGCAGGGCCGGGCAGCGCCAUGCUUCCCGAGUUCGAUGAGGAAACGAUCGCUGCGAUGCAGGGCAUCUUGGAAGGGUCGAUGGACAUGACGUUCGCCGUGGACGGUUAUAGCAGCGCGAAUAUUCUGUGGCCGAGCUUGGAUAUGCUAGGGAAAUAG